AUGGGGAUCUGUGUUGCCAUGGAUUCUGUUGUCAUGGCUACAAACAACUACGCAGAUGUACAGGAAGUGGAGAAGGACGAAGGAGAAGGGAGGGCUGUGGCGAUAAGGGGUCUCGGAGGAAGCUUAACCUCUGCGUGGUGGAGAUCCAGCUACGAUAAGUCUCAGGGCAAUAACAUCAAGGGCACAGUAGAGAGCCAGCCAAAGAGGAGGAGGGCUCCUACACCUUCCUGUCCCCCACGACACAUCAGCACUGGGCAUAAGGAGGGUCCAUAUCACGCUCACAAAUCCACAAUCCAAGCCUUGAUUCCCUGUUACAGCAAACCGAGGAGGGGAGGGCAGUUAUCUAAGACUCUCAGCACGCCCAUGUGCUUGGCUGAAUCAUGGAGCUGCACUGUCUUCCUACUGAGACCCCCCACCACAGCCAGUUCCUGCUCCACGGACCCCCUGUACGACAACUGCCCACCUUUUGCCCAGCGAGGGAGGUCCAGGGAAAAGGAAAUGGAGAGUAGGGUUGUGUGCCCGGCUGUAACCAGACUCCCAGGCCCCUGCAGCCCUCUGUCUGGUCUGGCCCCAGCUGUGGCCGAGGUUCCCACACUGCUCGGUGAGGGAAGAGGGCCUGGCACCUGGCCAGAUCACAGCUACUGCAGCUGGGGAGGAGGCCUGGGAAGACAGGGCUGGGAAGAGCUGGGUCCAGGCAUAAAGAGAGGAAGAGGAGGAGAGAGAGAAGGUGAACAGAGAGGUAGCAGGGGAGUUGAGGACAGAGCUCGUGUAAACCAGAGCCCCAGUCCAUCACAGAGUGAGCAGCACAGGAGUGCUCUGUCUCUGUAUGAUAACCUGCCUGACGCUGUCACCCCUGACAGCCUCCAGGAGGUCUUUGACAUGGAAAUGAGUUUCCAGGAGCACGUGCAGGAACAGAUGUAUCAGGCAUGGGCCCCUGAGCAGAUUCAGGGACUGAUGGAGGGAGACGCAGCGAUUGAAAAGAAGAGCCCCUGGUCCUCCUGUGAGAUCAUCCUUGCUGAAGGUGGUUCCAGUAACAGGGACCAGAAUCCAGACCAAGUGGACAGAGACAAGAAGCAUGAACAGGAGCCAGAGCUGGACUCAGGAUCCUGUGGAUUUAAGCAGGGGGACGGGAUGCUGCAUGUCCAGCUCCCAGUGUCCCCUCCCGUCCUUACAGCAAGUUCCCCUCCGAUAUGCCCGGCUGAGUGCCAGGCCCCGUGGCCGCCUGCUGAAGCUCAGCAACGAGAGCAGCCAUCCUGGUCUCCCAGGGUGCCCCCUCCGGUACCCCUGGCUGACCCCUCUGCCAGCGCCCUUCGCAGCCUUCUCACCAGCCUCCAACAGCAGAUAGUCCGACAGAGGGACGAGUAUGAGGAAAGGAUAAUCAGCCUAGAGCAGAGAAACGAAGAGCUGCAGGUAGAGGUUGUACAGUUGAAAACAAACCUGGCGCAGCAGCGGCACUGGUACCACGUCAUCCAGGCUAAGAUAGUGGAGUCUGAAAGGGCCCGGGCUGCCGCAGAACUACGCAACGCGACGCUGCAGAGAGAGAUGGAGCAGUUCUUUGACACCUUCGGAGAGCUCAACAAUGAGGCCAAGAAGACAGAGUGCAUUGUCAAGAGCUUUUGAAGAACAGCAUGUAAGGUGUGUGAUGACAAGAGUGGCCUGUGCAAAAUGUAGAGGGGGGGAAAAAAGAACUUGUAUAGUCGUUUGUUCCAGAAGAUGGAAGGGAUUUUAAGUGAUGUACAACUAUUUCUUGACUGAGAGAU
Molecule: messenger RNA, 1760 nt
Organism: Toxotes jaculatrix (banded archerfish)
Lineage: Eukaryota; Metazoa; Chordata; Actinopteri; Toxotidae
Exons: 3
Coding region: 1-1620 (539 amino acids)
Source: RefSeq, a predicted model, not a curated record